This is a messenger RNA of Sugiyamaella lignohabitans, 1530 nucleotides long. RefSeq names its product bifunctional choline kinase/ethanolamine kinase CKI1 (gene CKI1). Gene Ontology annotation, biological process: phosphatidylethanolamine biosynthetic process; phosphatidylcholine biosynthetic process. NCBI's taxonomy places the organism in Eukaryota, Fungi, Ascomycota, Dipodascomycetes, Dipodascales, Trichomonascaceae. Gene Ontology annotation, cellular component: cytoplasm. The transcript has a single exon. Bases 1 to 1530 code for a protein of 509 amino acids. The record is from RefSeq and is a predicted model, not a curated record. Gene Ontology annotation, molecular function: choline kinase activity; ethanolamine kinase activity.
AUGAGUCCACCAGUAUUGACGACGACCGCAGCUGCCACGCCUAUGACAUCCCGACCCAAAUUCCGCCGAAGCCAUUCGCAUCAGGGCAGUAAUGACUCGUUGACAGGAGUGUCAGGUUUAGAAUCGACCAAUAACGACGACGAAACGCCCCAUGUCAACUUUUUUCUCGACAAUCGGCUGCCAGUCGAGUACUUUAAACAGGAUAUUGUCAAAUUAGCACAUGGUCUGCGUAUUUCCAGAUGGAAACGUGUCGAACUGGCCAUGGCUAAUGAUAUUAUAGUAUCGAGAAUCUCAGGAGCAUUAACCAACGCAGUUUACUCAGUCGACCCACCUCCUUAUCUCAAAGAUCAGAUCAAGAAGAGUUAUAAGAGCGAUGGCACCAACCGAACUUAUCAUACCAAAGUUCCACAGCGGAUUCUAUUAAGAGUAUAUGGACCCCAAGUGGCACAUAUCAUUGAUAGAGAGCAGGAACUGACAACAGUUGCAAGACUUUCGGCGAGAAAUAUCGGACCAAGAUUGCUGGGAACGUUUCAAAAUGGCCGAUUUGAACAGUUUUUGCAUGCCAAACCACUGACCAAGAACGAUAUUCGAGACCCUGACGUUAGUGUACAGAUUGCUAAACGAAUGAGAGAAUUGCAUGAUAAUGUAGAAUUAUUAGAAGACGAGCGAGCAAAGGGGCCUGGAGUAUGGCUUUCGAUUGAUAAAUGGAUGGUUCGUGCGGGAGAGAAGUUGAAAGAGUUGGAAGCCAGUCAGCCAGGAGCCGCUCAAAAGUUAUUACAAUGUGCCGACUGGACAGAGUUCCUGACCAUGGUCCGGAAAUAUAAAGAGUGGAUCACUGAGAAGUACGGUAAAGACCAGAUUAUCAAGGAGCUUGUAUUUGCACAUAACGACACUCAAUACGGCAAUAUUCUUCGAAUCGAGCCUCCUAAAGGUUCACCGCUGCUGAUGCCACGAAACGAGCAUCGACAAUUGGUUGUAAUUGAUUUCGAGUAUUCGAGCGGCAACCCGCGAGGAUUCGAUAUUAGCAACCAUUUCUGUGAAUGGAUGUCUGAUUUCCACGAUCCCGAGAGACCGUAUCAUAUACAUCAUGACAAGUACCCGACGCUGAAAGAACGCAUGAACCUGAUUGAUAGCUAUGUCGAGCAUGGCUACGACGACUUUGACCACGAAGACCAGAUGGAAAAAGAGGCCAAACAGCUGUUACAAGAGACUAUUGACUGGCGUCCGGCCGUCAGUGCUUACUGGUGUAUCUGGGGAAUAGUUCAAGCAGUCAUCGACACCGACGAGGAUCUUCAUCUGCGAGAACAGAAAGACAUUGCCAACGGCUCGUACAAAUUCCAGACCGGCGACAGCACCACCGACUCGCCAUCUCUCGACAUGGAGGUCGAAGAAGAAGAAGACGCCGUCUUCGACUACAUUGCAUACUCGACCGAAAAGGCCCAACUCUUCUGGACCGACAUGAUCAAUCUCGGCCUCCUCCCUGCCUCCGAAUACAAAGGCACCCUCAAACCCAUGCCACUCCUAGAAUAA